AUGUCGUUCAUAAGCGCGAGCUCGUCGUUCCAUCUGCACUUAGCGUCGCGCAAGCAGCAGGAAUCUGACGCUGGCUCUGCACAGACUACGCCGCAGUUCAGCACACGCGCGAGCACUAUCACCUACAAAGGCGAGAGCUGCCCGGUCAUAUACGUGACGCACAAGAUAGUCCGCAUACUCUCUCAGCACAACCGCGCGCUACACACCUUAGAGGUGGAGAAGGCUCUGCGCAGCUUGGGGUUUAUGGGCGUUGACAUAUGCACCAACAAGGAUCUGUUUGAGUCCCUGCAGAAUGUCAAACGAAUCGAAUUCGACGUCGCCAGGAAGCGACUGCAGUACAAAAACCCUUAUGAAUCGGUCACUGGCCCAGAUGCACUCGUUGAGUACAUCAACAAGAAUUGUGCCAUCAAGGGGAUGCGCGUCAACGAGGAGUUGAUGAACACCAGUCCAAACAUGGUGGAAUGGCUGGACGAGGUACUAAGGCAGCGUAAAUUGCGAGCUAUUCGUUGUACACCAUCAAACGUAAAAGGGAAGCGUAAAUGCCGCUACGCCUGCACACCAGACCAGUGCACCAUUUACGGCUCCUCAAAAUGCAACGACUGCCUCAAUAACGUGCGGGACAUACUGCUCUUCCCGCUCGGCAAGGAGAGCUACGAGCAGGAUCGCUUUAAGCUGGACCACGAUAUAAAAACGCUAUGGGACUCGGUCACCAUGCCCCCCGUCGACCAGCUGCUAAAGGACUACAACGUCAGCCAGGUGGAGUACACCUACGUCGCCCCGCAGAACUCUCGGAAGCGAGACGGAGAACGCAAACAGGCCAAGAGCGCCGGCGUCAAGAUGCGACGCAUCUACAACACCCACCUGUUCACCGCGCAGGAACUAUCGGCAGGCAUCGCCAACGCAACACAGAAAUAA
Babesia ovata is the source of this 915-nucleotide messenger RNA. RefSeq lists its product as uncharacterized. The record is from RefSeq and is a predicted model, not a curated record. Gene Ontology annotation, biological process: transcription initiation at RNA polymerase II promoter. The transcript has 4 exons. Gene Ontology annotation, cellular component: transcription factor TFIIE complex. The coding region runs from base 1 to 915 and encodes 304 amino acids. NCBI's taxonomy places the organism in Eukaryota, Apicomplexa, Aconoidasida, Piroplasmida, Babesiidae.